GAGCCUGGGGAUUCAGUCCUCUGAGGAAGCGAGUGCACAGUCCCCACCGGGGGCCUGGAAUGCGCCAGAAUCGAGGACGUAGGGGCCAAACGGACCGAACUGGACCUCGCCCGCCGGCCGGACCAUGGCGCCCUCGCGGCUCGUCGUGACCGGCGCUUCCUUCGCCGCGUUCCGCGGGCUGCACUGGGGUCUGCAGCGGCUGCCCACGCCGGGGUGUGCUGCUCAGGACCAGUGGAAGUGGCGGAACGUCUGUGUCUCCCUGGUGCACAGCCUGCUCACUGGCACUGGAGCGCUGCUCGGACUGUCGUUGUACCCUCAGAUGGCGGCUGACCCGAUUCAUGGCCACCACCCACCCUGGGCCAUGAUGCUGGUGGCUCUGUCUGUGGGUUAUUUUCUGGCGGAUGGCGUUGACAUGCUGUGGAACCAGACUUUGAACCAGACCUGGGAACUUCUCUGUCACCAUUUAGUGGUGGUGAGCUGCCUCAGUACUGCUGUUCUAUCUGGCCACUACGUGGGCUUCUCCAUGGUGUCUCUGCUCCUGGAGCUGAACUCUGCCUGCUUGCACCUGCGGAAAUUGCUGCUGCUGUCUCACCAGGCCCCAUCCCUGACUUUCAGUGUGACCAGCUGGGCCACCCUGAUGACUCUGGCCCUCUUCCGCAUGGUACCACUGGGAUGGAUGAUUCUCUGGCUGUUCCGGCAGCACCAUCAGGUGCCUCUUGCUCUGGUCAUUCUUGGUGCAACUGGGCUGGCCACUGUGGGUGUCAUGAGCAUUGUACUGGGUGUCCGCAUUCUGGUCAGUGAUGUCCUGCGAUCUCGGCCCCACCGCCCCAUCGCUGGACACAGGGAAACCAGAGGGUCCAGGACAUAUUGUGAUGAUCGGCCUGUCAUCAGGGACAACCCCACUUUCAACUUGAAAGACUAAAGAGAAACUGCAGACUUCUCUUCUGCCAGCCCGGGGGAGGUGGGGCCAGAACAAGGUGAUGGUGGUCUUUAAUGCCCAGUUCCCUGCUGGGGUAAGGGAUAGACUAGAUUUCCAUAUCUCAGAUCCUCUUGCAGCUAACUCAUAGCCCUCUCUCUCCCAGCAUCUAAGAAGACAUGCUGGUAUUGAUGAAUGGGUGGGGGACCUGGGUUGCUGAUCGCUGAAUUCAGCCAUCAGAUGAUCACCACCCUUUCCUACCAAUGAACACCAGAGCCAGAGCCAGAGAGAAGCUGGAAGAAACUGCCGAUGAGAACUGCCUCAGCACAGGGACAGAUGAGGGUGGGUGAGGUCUUCCAAGAAUCAGAGAGCUCUGGUAUGGAGGGGGUGGAGACAGAGGGACUCACCUCUGACCAGACUGGCUGUGAGAGGUCAUAAGAGGUGCUAUUUGUAACCCGUAGGAUGGCUGUGGUAGUUGCCAAGAGACAAGAACCUGAGCCGCAGCAGGUUCUGCUCAUAUUUCUGGUUCUCAAAGCCACACUAUUGUUUGUAUUGAACCCUAGUCUCUCUCUCUCUCUUUUUUUUUUGUAGGAUUUUUUUGCCAUAGGGCACAUGUGCU
Tupaia belangeri chinensis (Chinese tree shrew) is the source of this 1535-nucleotide messenger RNA. It is a transcript of the gene TLCD2, whose product is annotated as TLC domain containing 2. Gene Ontology annotation, cellular component: plasma membrane. NCBI's taxonomy places the organism in Eukaryota, Metazoa, Chordata, Mammalia, Scandentia, Tupaiidae. Bases 125 to 922 code for a protein of 265 amino acids. Gene Ontology annotation, biological process: regulation of membrane lipid distribution; plasma membrane organization; phospholipid homeostasis. The transcript has 5 exons. The record is from RefSeq and is a predicted model, not a curated record.